UAAGGUUAUUUUAAGCAGCGUUGACAUGUUCCUGUCAGUAAUCUGAACUUUGAUCUGCAUUGUCCAUUGACAAUCGAACAACCGAACGGGGCAUGGUGACGAGUAUUCCACUUAAAGUAUAAAAGGGAAGAACAGUUUUUCUUUUAUCAAAGUUCAGUCAGCAGCUAGGUCCAUACGGUUAGCUGUUACGUAAGCUCGCGAGAAUCCACCAUGUCUGAAAGUCCUUCAACGAAGCGAGGUCUCUUCCACAGGAAAAUUGAAAAAAAACACGGUGAAAAAUCUCCUGCAUCAGAAAAGACGAAAAGACGAAAGCAUAAACGGGAAAAGUCGAUGGCAUCCUCAGAGGCUUGGCGCCUCGAAACCCCUGAAGAGCACUCAGAAGCUGAAGGAGCCACAGCGGAAAUCACUUCAAACGUCAAGGCACCGAAAGAAAAGAAAAAGGCCAAGAAUCUAGCCCACCGGUUAUCAUUUGGAAAAGGAAAGAAGAAGAAAAUACGCUUCACUGAAGAGAAAGAAAAUAUCUACCUGGAAGAGCCCGCUCCUUACUCUGUUGAAUGGGAGCUGCCGGGAGGAGACAGCGUUAAGGAAGGAAUUGUCCAACAGAUGGUCAGCCAGAUCGAAGGCAUUUCAGAACCUGAAGUUGAAGAAUCUUGGCCGGCCGCGGUGACUACAAUCAAUGUGCCCGAAGAUGUCGGCUCCGAAAUUGAAAGCUUGGUCCCUGUUCCGGCGUGCCCCACUGUAGAGGAUAUCAGCUCAGUGAAAACAACCAUCCAGGCUGAACUCGAGGGGCCUAAAGAGAUCGUCCCGUCAACUGGGAUCCUUGGGGAAGCAUUCACGAAUUUGAAACAACUAGUGAUAAACAACGAAAAUCUUCUUCACGUGAAUCCCUCCGGAAGUUUCCAAUACGUGGUAAGCCUAUAUUCUUCCGAUUUCGGCCUCGCCAAGCUUAUUGGCUUCUGGAGUUUUCUUCUGAACCGGGCAAGCGAAGCUACUAGACAGGUUUUGGUGUACUUUAUCACCUCCUUAAUCAAGAAGUAUCCACAAUGCUUCAAAGUUCACUUAAAGAAGAUAAAAGAGCACCAGAGAAAGAAACUCGAGGCAGCAAAACAGGAGAUAAAAGUCGCUGAGACACUUAUAGAAUAGUUGAUAGAAACUGCACUAACGAUAUCAAAAUCUCAGUAACCUGCGUGGAUUUUUAAUUGCAGUGACCAUUUGCUCAUAAUUACAAGCGCAUGCUGUAAGAAUUCAGUAUGUUUUCACUAUUACGUCGUAUCAGAAAGAAGUUAAUACAAAGUGCAAAAGAUGAGUGAUCAAAUCGAUGGUAAUCUGAUGAGAGAUCACUUGAUACGGUGCUUAGAAUUUCUUCACGAUAUCAAAAGGUCGCUGUGUGCAAGUCACGCGUCCAAAUACGACACCAUUAACGUGAACAAUCACUACGUUGAAAAACAAAAAGCAAAUUUAGAAGCGUUUUUCAUUUUGACCAAGGGAGCAAUUAUUUAAAAUUUUGGUUGUAAAGCGUUGAGCUUUAUGCUCAAUGCAAAUACUUGAAAAGGCCAUCCAAGCAAAUUAUUCGCAAAUCAGCCAAUGGGGAAUGAGUGGUGAUAGAACAGCUAGCUUCUUAUAAUUAAUUUGCCAGAAAUUUGUUGAUACCGUCCGUGGUUUCUAUUUGUCAAUUUGUGCAGGAUUUUUUCGGAUGGCUUAUAAGAAAUAUUCUGAAAAGUUCCAUUUUAAAUGUCCACCAUAUCUACUGGUACAAAGCUUUAUUAGCACUAACAAUUGUUUAAAUGUUUUUCGCUGUUUCUGACAAGCUGUUGUCCGAAUGGUUUGGAUUUGCUUCAUUCAUGCUUAAGAUCACGAGGCUAGCCUAGCUGACUUGUAAAAAAUAGAACACCAGAAAAAUAAACCUUGUUGUUCAGUGAUCAGACUU
Orbicella faveolata is the source of this 1927-nucleotide messenger RNA. RefSeq lists its product as uncharacterized. The record is from RefSeq and is a predicted model, not a curated record. Lineage: Eukaryota; Metazoa; Cnidaria; Anthozoa; Scleractinia; Merulinidae.